Molecule: messenger RNA, 724 nt
Organism: Myodes glareolus (Bank vole)
Lineage: Eukaryota; Metazoa; Chordata; Mammalia; Rodentia; Cricetidae
Gene: Smpx
Product: small muscle protein X-linked
Cellular component (GO): M band; muscle tendon junction; costamere
Source: RefSeq, a predicted model, not a curated record
CCAGCCUAUGGCUUGUAUCAAACUCUAUAUUUAGGAAGAACAACUGUGAGCUAUGACAGGAAUUCUCUUUAACACUUAGCCUUAAACCGAGCUCCCCUCUAGCCCCAAGCCAGGAGCGGCUCUCAGGAUCGGAGAGCCACAGAGCACUCCAGCUAUUCCAGCCACCUGAAACGCACUGGAAUUGAGAUCGCAGCUCAGACGACACCGGGAGUCCCUUCUACCCUCUAAAGAGCUUUGUGUUUUUGCACCUGGCUGCCUGGGACUGUCCUUAGGCAGUAAACAAAUCCAGAGAGCAGGUAAGCAGAAGGACCCAGCUUCGGCUCUCAGCUUUCUAGAGGAAAUUUCUUCAAUCACUCACUUCAAGGGAUAAGAUCUUGUGAAUAUGUCGAAACAGCCAGUUUCCAACGUCAGAGCCAUCCAGGCAAAUAUCAAUAUUCCAAUGGGAGCCUUCCGACCAGGAGCUGGUCAGCCCCCCAGAAGGAAAGAGUGUACUCCUGAAGCAGAGGAGGGGGCUCCUCCCACUUCGGAGGAAGAGAAGAAGCCAAUUCCUGGAGCAAAGAAACUCCCAGGACCUGCUGUCAACCUAUCGGAGAUCCAGAAUAUUAAAAGUGAACUGAAAUAUGUCCCCAAAACGGAACAGUAGUUCAAAGGGGGAAAAGGGUUGAUGUGAAGAACUAAGGAGAAAAAAAUGGAUUAAAAUAAAUGCACUUCUUAAAAAAUUUUA